Suillus subaureus is the source of this 381-nucleotide messenger RNA. RefSeq lists its product as uncharacterized. The transcript has 2 exons. Lineage: Eukaryota; Fungi; Basidiomycota; Agaricomycetes; Boletales; Suillaceae. The coding region runs from base 1 to 381 and encodes 126 amino acids. The record is from RefSeq and is a predicted model, not a curated record.
AUGCUGGCAAAGUACAUCAUCCUCUCACUCCUCAGCUUCAUCCUUGUUAUGUCAUUUGCAUGUCCUGCAUGCAAUUAUACUGCUGUGUCAGCACAUGGUCUGUCAAUGCACCAGAACCAAUGGUGCAAAGGCCUCAGAGUUGUUUCAAAUAAUGUCAUGAAUGCCCGCUGUGAGUGCCAAGCUCUGCAGCCUCCUCCUGCACUGCAUGCUCAGUCAGAAGCUCCCUUACUCGAUGAGCCCUCACUGGGCAAGGCAAACCAGCCAGAGUUUGAGAAUCCUGAGCCAUAUGAAUUGCCAGUACAUCAUUCACCCUCGCCCCCACCACUGGCACAAGCAUCAGGUCUUCUGAAUCGCAGGUGGCAACUACCUUCACAUUACUGA